This is a messenger RNA of Sardina pilchardus (European sardine), 1089 nucleotides long. It is a transcript of the gene prlhr2b, whose product is annotated as prolactin releasing hormone receptor 2b. Gene Ontology annotation, biological process: G protein-coupled receptor signaling pathway. The transcript has 2 exons. Lineage: Eukaryota; Metazoa; Chordata; Actinopteri; Clupeiformes; Clupeidae. Gene Ontology annotation, molecular function: neuropeptide binding; neuropeptide Y receptor activity. Bases 1 to 1089 code for a protein of 362 amino acids. The record is from RefSeq and is a predicted model, not a curated record. Gene Ontology annotation, cellular component: neuron projection; plasma membrane.
AUGGAGGGCAGUGGAGAGAGCUUCGGUGUGCCAACCCCAUCUGAUGCCCUGGCACUGCCACCCGCCGAAGGGCCCUCCAGCGCCCCCUAUGGCUACGAGGCGGAAGUGCGGAACGUCUCGGCGUUUGCGGACGUGGCUCUGCUCCAGGUGUUCAAGCCGCUGAUUAUCCCGUGCUACGCCCUGGUGGUGCUGGUGGGGUUGUUCGGCAACUACCUGCUGCUCUACGUCAUCUGCCGCACGCGCAAGAUGCACAACGUCACCAACUUCUUCAUCGGCAACCUGGCCUUCUCCGACAUGCUCAUGUGCGUCACGUGCGUCCCGUUCACGCUGGCGUACGCCUUCAACCCGCGCGGCUGGGUCUUCGGCCGCUACAUGUGCUACCUGGUGUUCCUCAUCCAGCCCGUCACCGUCUACGUCUCCGUGUUCACGCUCACCGCCAUAGCAGUGGACAGGUACUACGCCACGGUCCACCCCCUGAAGAGGCGCAUCUCGGUGGCGGCGUGCGCCUACGUGCUGUCGGGCAUCUGGCUGCUGUCCUGCGGCCUGGUGGCCCCCGCCGUGGCCCACACCUACCACGUGGAGUUCCGCCACGCGGGCCUGACCAUCUGCGAGGAGUUCUGGCUUGGCCAGGAGACGGCGCGCCUGGCCUACGCCUACGCCACGCUGCUGCUCACCUACGUGCUGCCGCUCUCGGCCGUCUGCGUCUCGUACCUGUGCAUCUCCGUCAAGCUGCGCAACUGCGUGGCGCCGGGCCACCGCACGCGCGACCAGGCCGAGGCGCAGCGCGCCCGCAAGCGCAAGACCUUCCGCCUGGUGGCGCUGCUGGUGGCGGCGUUCGGCGCCUGCUGGCUGCCCAUCCACGUGUUCAACGUGCUGCGCGACGUCGACAUCCGGCUGAUCGACAAGCGCCGCUUCCUGCUCAUCCAGCUGCUGUGCCACCUGUGCGCCAUGAGCUCGGCGUGCUGCAACCCGUUCCUCUACGCCUGGCUGCACGACCGCUUCCGCGCCGAGCUGCGCAAGAUGCUCACCUGCCACCGCCGCAUCGGCAUCCGCCCCAACCACUGUGCCACCGCCAGCGUGGUGCUGUGA